UUCUAGACCAAAACCCCAUUUCCAUUUCAUCACUUGACUUUAAGCUAUUGUUGGUCUUCAACCUCUGCAAACUGCCCAGAAAUCAGAUGGUUAGAAUUUUACUUAUAAAUUAAAAAAUGUUUUCAUAUUCAGUUUCAUUAACAAUUAAGAAACCCUCUUUAAUUCCCAGAAUUUUCUCAACCUUUCGAGCUUUCUCGAGCUUAAAUUCUUCCCAUUUUCUGGGAAACAAUUCAAGCUCUCAAACUGCUGUUACUUCCACCACAACAUGCACCAACUCCAAAUUUCCAGGGGGUUUGGAAGAUAGCAUUUAUGCAAUUCUCACGCUUGAUCGAUGGGAGUCACUGAACCACAUGGAAUAUAGAUUAGCUUCACUUAGACCAGUUCAUGGAAAAUUAGCUUUAAAAUUUCUCGAUUGGGUCCUUAAAAGGCCGGGUUUGGAGUUGAAUCACAUGCUUCAUAUGUAUUGUAUUACAAUUCACAUAAUAGUUAGAGCUAGGAUGUAUGACUACGCAAAGUCACUCUUAAAGCGUGUAUCUUGUUUGGACGUUGAUGUAAGUUCCAUUUUUGGAGCUCUUAUGGGAACAUAUCGACUUUGCCGUUCAAAUCCUUCAGUCUUUGACCUCUUAAUGAGAAUUUAUUUGAAAUUGGGACACGUAGAUGAUGCUCUGGAGACAUUUCAUUUGAUGGCUUCUCGGGGAUUUAAUCCAUCAGUUCAUACUUGCAAUGUGAUCUUAGCUGCAAUACAGCAGCAUCAGGUGGCUUGGGCCUUCUUUAAAAAAAUGCUUGCCAGAAGGAUUUGCCCGGAUGUUAGUACCUUUAACGUGCUCUUGAACAUUUUAUGUGCAGAGGGACAGCUUAAGAAAGCUGAGUAUCUCCUCAGGAGGAUGGAAGAAUCUGGUUAUGUCCCAAAUGUGGUUACGUAUAACACUAUGCUUGGUUGGUAUUGUAAGAAUGGAAGGUAUAAAGCUGUUUGUGACCUUAUGGAUCAGAUGACUUGUAAAGGUAUUGAAGCAGACACAUAUACGUAUAAUAUGCUUAUUGAUAGUUUAUGUAGAAAUAAUAGGAGUGCGAAGGGGUAUCUACUGUUGAAAAGGAUGAGGAAGAAGAAGAUACUACCCAAUGAGGUGACUUAUAAUACUCUUGUUAAUGGGUUUGUCAAGGAAGGGAAGCUUGAAGUUGCUGAUAAAGUUUUUGAGGAUAUGGCGAGGCUCAAUCUUAACCCGAACCAUAUCACCUAUAAUACAUUGCUUGAUGGGCAUUGCAGUCAUGGCAGUUUUCAGGAAGCUUUCAAAGUUCUUUGUAAAAUGGAAGCUGUGGGGCUUGCACCUAACGAAGUCAGCUAUGGGACUUUGUUGAAUGGGCUAUGCAAGCAUGCCAAAUCUGAACUUGCAAGAAGUGUAUUAGAGAGCAUGAAAUCAAAAGGUAUCACGGUUAGCUGCACCAUGUACACAAUGAUGAUGGAUGGGUUUUGUAAAAAUGGGAUGCUCACUGAAGCUGUAGAUUUGCUAGCCGCAAUUUCAAAGGACGGGGCUUGUGCUGAUGUGAUCACAUAUUCUGUGCUAAUCAAUGGAUUCUGUAGGCUAGGAAAGAUGCAUAAUGCGAAGGAAAUAUUAUGUAAGAUGUACAAAGCAGGAAUCCGACCUAACAGGGUCAUAUAUGCAACAAUGAUUUAUAAUGCUUGCAAACAAGGAAGAGUUAAUGAGGCCUUGAAACAUUAUGCAGCCAUGAACUUUGAUGGACACGAAGCUGAUCUUCAAACUUGCAAUUUGUUGGUUUCCUCUCUUUGCAACAGUAAAAUGUUUCAAGAGGCUGAGGAUUUCGUGCAACAUAUGACUAAACCAAGUGCCAGACCUAAUUCUGUAACCUUUGAUUGUAUGAUUGAUGGUUAUUCAAAUUUAGGCAAAGUGUCCAAAGCAUUUUCUUGCUUUGAUGAGAUGAUUAAUCUUGGUCAUGAUCCAAGCCCUUCCACGUAUGGAAGUCUUCUGAAAGGAAUUUGUAGGGGUGGAAACUUCAAGAUAGGGAAAAGAUUUUUCCAGUUGCUGCGUAAUAUUUCUGGUAUGCCCGAUGCUUUUGCCUACAAUACAUUGAUCGCUGCCAUGUGUGAAUCAGGCAGAUUGGCAGAAGCAGUAGACCUCUGCAAUGAAAUGAUCCGAAAUGAUCUUCUUCCUGAGAAUCACACAUAUGUUACUCUUCUGAGUGGUUUGUGUAAAAAGGGGAAAGUUGUUGCUGCACUUCUCUUUCUUGGAAAUUUGACUAGUAGAGGAAUUUUAUAUCCUUGCCAACUGGUAUAUACAAUACUGAUUGAUGCUUCAUUUAAGGCUGGCCAUCUAGACGCUGCUUCCUAUUUAUAUGAAAAUAUGGUGAGGGAAGAGGUCUACCCUGAUGUAGUUGCUGCAAAUGCUAUUAUAGAUGGAUAUUCUAGGAAGGGACAAAUGGUUAAGGCACAUGAAGUUCUGCAGAGGAUGAGUGGAAACUCUUUUCCAAAUUUGGCUUCUUAUAACAUCCUUUUACAUGGGUAUUCAAAGAUGCAGGAACUAUCAAAAUGCUUCAUUUUGUACAAUUCUCUAAAAAGCAAGGGAUUUCUUCCUGAUAAUUUAACACAGCAUUCCCUCAUUCUAGGACUCUGUGAGACACAAGCAGUGGAGCUUGCUGUGAAAUGUUUGAAGAAGAUGAUAUUGGAGGGAAGUAUACCUGAUCAGUUGACAUUUAACAUGCUUAUCAGGAAAUUUUGUGAAAGUAGUGAGAUGGAGAAGGUAUUCGAACUGACUGAUGUGAUGCUGAAAAUAGGAGUGCAAACUGAUAGAACUACCUAUGAUAAUGUCAUCAUUGGACUCACUAAAAAGUCAGCUUUCCAGGAAGUGCAUAUGGUUUUUCAUGAAAUGCUGGGAAAGAGUUAUGUUCCUACACGCAGACAAUAUACAACAUUGAUGAAAGGUUUGCUUAGAGCAAGAGAUAUAGCAGGUGCAUUCAGGCUCAGAGAUGAGAUGGAGGCCCUUGGCGUGAGCUCCUCUGAUGUAGCUGAUAGUGCUAUGGUUAGGGGACUUGUGAAAUGUGGAAAGAUUGACGAUGCAAAAUUGAUUUUUGAUAGCAUACUACGGAACAAUUUGGUUCCAUCUGCUCUCACUUUUACAACUUUGAUGCAUGGGCUUUGCAAAGAGGCCAGGGUCACAGAGGCUCUAAAAUUUCGGGAAAUUAUGGAACAAUAUAAACUAAAACCUGAUGUGAUUUUGUACAAUGUGCUUAUUUCAGGUCUUCAUGCUAAUGGUGAUACUGAUGGGGCUUUUGAAUUGUAUAAAGAGUUGAAACAAAAGGGUCUUUGGGCUAACAUUACUACUUUUGAGAUUCUCAUCAGUGCCGUUCUCGCUAGUAAGGAUCUUGAAAAGGGCGAAAAUCUUUUGAUGGAUAUGCUAGAAAGGGGACUCAUAUCUCAAAUUGGAAGCUCAGAUGACAUGCAGCAGCUUUUGAUAUCUGCUCUGGACACCCUGAAAAUGCUGCGAAAAAAGGCAAAUAGUGGCUAGGUUUAUUAACAAUCAGGCUUGGGCAAAUUAAGUAACAGGAUGCCUGAUCACAGAUAUUUGUCCAAGUUCAUAUUGGUUCUCUUCAAGAGUUCAAGCUGAUCAGGUGGAGACAGCACUGCUACAAUUUGCCUGUUCCUUCUCAUGGCUAUAUGAUGGCUUGAAGACUUGACAGAUACCUUCUAUUAGAUGACAUUCUUCCAAUAUGCUCUACUCUGGCUCUUGGCCUCUUGCAUGCAUGUGGAUCUGAAACAGGUAGAACAACUACCUUGCUGGGCUACUCAGAAUAAGUGGUCGCUGGGUGUAUGUUCUUGAAGACUCAUAUAAUCAGUUGUGGAUGAGGUUAAAUCAGGAUCUGAAGGGGCGAUUGAAUGUGCAGCAUCAAGGUGAAGAGUGAAUUGAUGCUGGUGGUCUCACAAGAGAGUGGUACCAGUUGUCAUUUUGUCAAGGGCUAUCUUUGAUAAGGAAGUGCUACUUUUUACUGCAGUUGGGAAUAAUAUAACCUUCCAGCCAAAUCCUAAUUCUGUCUCCCAGACUGAAAAUCUAUCUUACAUCAUCUAUGUUGGAAGCAUGAAUGAUGUUAAUGAUAGUUCUAGACCUUACUUUUAGCAUGGAUGCAGAUGGGGAGAAACUUAUAACAGACUUGAGCUCUCUCUAUUAUGCUCCCAGUAUAAUUGAACUUUGGAAUUGAAGAAUUUCUGCUUUUGCUGUAUUGUCUUUUUCUGUUGGCUGUUAAAGGUCGCUGAUUAUGAGCUUCAAUCUGAGGGGAGAAAUGUAAAAGUGUUACAGAGGAAACAAAGCACAAGUAUGUUGAUCUUGUUGCUGACCAUAUUUUGACGAAUGCUAUCCAUCCCCAAAUCACUUCAUUCCUUGAAGGUUCUAAUGAUUUUGUGUCUCGGGAGUUGAUUUCUAUUUUCAAUGAUAAAGAGCCUGAACUCCUUAUAGGUGGACUUCCAGAAAUUGACUUGGAUGAUUUGAAGGUCAACACAGAGUAUACUGGCUACACUGUUGCUUCCAAUGUCAAUCAGUGGUUCUGUGAGGUUGCAAGCAGUUUCAGGCUUUCAGCAAGGAAGACAUGGCGAGGCUGCAACAAUUUGUUACUGGAAUGUCAAAGGUGUGCACUGGUUUUGCUGUAUCUUAUGCCAGUUGGUAUGUUGACUUCUGACUUCCCAACUUCCCAUUGACUGCCCAAAAUACCCAGCGUCAGUGUUUUGGUAUUCACUCUUUAUUAUAGAGGAAUUCGCCUUUGCUACAUGCCUACAAUUCAUGGAUUCAAGUGCUAGUACUUUGGCUUCAAUACAGAAGUCAAUACAGAAGUUAAUACUUCUUGGAAACCUAGUAAUUUCAGUCUUGGUUCCAGCUGAGAAAGGAUAGUAUGUAUAAUCAGAUCAGCAGCAACAAGCUAAGUAAUUGCCAAGCAAGGAUCUGUGCUAUCUUGAGUGUUUCAGCCACUCAGUUAGAAGCUUUAGCUGUCCUUAACGUCAAAAACCUUGUUGAAAGUGGCUUGACAGGAAGCAAGAUUUUACCCAACCAUGCGGAAAUAGACUGAAUGAUUAGAGACAAAGCCGGUUCUUAAUAAAAUAUUUGGCGCUAUCAUUAAGCUAAUCCUUAAGUUUAGUGAUGAAUACAUUUCAUACUAUACUAUGUUGUUAAAGUUCCUAGGACCGUAUAAUAUGGUAGAAUUCAUCAUCUGGCAACUACAAAGUACUUCCUUGUAUAUUAUAACCAAAAAUUGACUCCAUUAUACAAUUAUUUGUCGGAGGAAACUUCUAGGUUGA
Chenopodium quinoa (quinoa) is the source of this 5293-nucleotide messenger RNA. Its product is annotated as pentatricopeptide repeat-containing protein At5g55840-like. The record is from RefSeq and is a predicted model, not a curated record. The transcript is spliced from 9 exons. Gene Ontology annotation, molecular function: protein binding. The coding region runs from base 117 to 3518 and encodes 1133 amino acids. Lineage: Eukaryota; Viridiplantae; Streptophyta; Magnoliopsida; Caryophyllales; Amaranthaceae.